AUGGCAUCAUCAUCGUCAUCGAUGAAACGUCAGCCACCUCUUCGACCUUCAUCUACGACGAAUCGAGCAGUUCGAGGGAUUGAAAAACGUGUCAACAAUCUUGCUUUAUCUAAUGAGCAAAACGAUGAUGAACACGCAAUUGCAAGUGGUAAACAAGUCCCACGUAGUUAUCUACUCAAAUUAAUCAAAGGAUCGCGUACAAAUGGGGUACUUAACUUAGCAUCACGUGGUUUGACCGAAGUUCCAAGAGAAAUCUUCCAAGAUGACAUUGUAGAAGAUGAAAAUCAACAACAACCAAAAGCAAAAACACCAGAUUUUUCUCAAAGCGCUUCGGAAGGCUGGUGGACGCGUGAACCACUCAAAACACUCGAUUUAUCAUCAAACUCGUUGGCUACACUUCCAAAUGAAAUCGAAUUAUUAGAUUACUUGAUCGUCCUUAACAUUCAUAAUAAUCAACUAUCAACAAUACCUGACUCGAUACGACGUUUGAGAUUAUUGGAGAAACUCGUUCUCAGUCAAAAUGAGUUAACUACAUUACCAGAUGGACUCUUCUACUGCUCAUCACUUCUCUACUUGAAUCUAUCGCGUAAUCAUCUAACUAAAGUAUCCAAUAAAAUUGGCGAUCUCUCCUAUCUUCAAGAACUGGAUUUAUCGGAGAAUGACUUCGAAGUCUUUCCCAAACAACUUGGAUACUUGACGAAAUUAACUAAAUUAACAAUUGCAAAGAACCGUCUUCGUGCACUUCCAAAUGAAUUCGGCGCUCUCUAUAAUCUUCGAUCAUUCGACAUGAGUCAUAACCAAGUGACACAGUUACCUGAAAGUUUCGGAGAUUUAAUCAAUCUCGAAGAAGUCUAUGCGAAUGCCAAUCGAUUAGCAGUUUUUCCAUGUUUUAAUCAAUGUGCAAGAUUAAAAGAAAUUCAUCUGGCUGAUAACCAAUUGACUGAGAUAGCCGAUAGUCAACUUGAACCGCUUUUAUCCUUGAUUUCGCUCAACGUUCGUGGCAAUAAAAUACGAGUUCUUCCGGAACAAGUUGCACUCUUGCCAAAUUUAGAAAGACUCGAUGUGACAAACAAUGAACUUGCUGAUUUACCCUCGAAAAUCGCUUUGAACAAGAAAAUGAAGAGCAUCAGCAUUAUUGGAAAUCCUCUAGGAAAGAUUCGUAAAGAUGUUAUUCGUCUUGGAACAGAAGCGAUAAUGAAGUAUCUUCGUAAUCGCUUGACAAUUGAUGAUGGAAAUGGUGGUGGUGAUAGUGAUGAAAAGAAAACAUUUGACAUUCCCAAAUCAGCAGAAACUGAAGACGAAAGAAAACGUCGUUUAUAUACCGAACAUCAUGUGGUACGAAGCACAGGAACAUUUGAUUUGAGUCAUAAAAAUGUAUCAAGUCUAUCGGAUGAAUCAAUUGAACUUAUUUCGAAGGAGAAACCGUCUCAUGUAAAUUUAUCGAAAAAUAAAUUCACCGGAAUGCCUGUUGCAUUGGUGAACUUGUCUGAAUAUCUACUUCAUUUGGAUAUGUCAGCAAAUGGAUUAUUGCAACUGAAUUCUGAAGUUGGUCGAUUGAAAGAAUUACGCUUUUUGGAUUUGAGUACAAAUCGUCUGACAGAUCUUCCAGUGGAACUCAGUUCACUUGAUAAAUUACAAAUUAUAAACUUAUCAAUGAAUAAAUUUGUUCGAUUACCAUCGGUUCUCUAUGACCUAAAGCAUAUUCAAGAAAUUCUUGCCAACGAUAAUCAAUUAGUCGAACUUGAUCCCCAUGGAAUCGUUAAAAUUUCAGCAACAUUAUGUACAUUCAAUGUGCGAAACAAUAAUAUUCAACGAUUACCAGCGGAAUUGAGUAAAUGUACCGCAUUGAAAUCACUUGAUGUCGCAGGCAAUCCAUUUAAAUUACCACGACCAGCAACGAUAGCCAAAGGUACACAAGCUAUACUGGAACAUUUACGAAAUCAAUUGAUUGAAUAA
This is a messenger RNA of Adineta ricciae, 1956 nucleotides long. Lineage: Eukaryota; Metazoa; Rotifera; Eurotatoria; Adinetida; Adinetidae. The record is from the annotation of a GenBank genome assembly.